UUUCCUCACUGACCCCCCCCUAAGGAUGGAGAAGGACAGAGACCCGAUGGCUGAGAGAAUCUUACACCUCACCCUAGAGAUCAUCUACCUGCUGACCGGAGAGGAUUACACGGUAGUGAAGAUGGUGACUGAAGAGGGUGAAGGCCGGAGCAGGGAGAAGGUUCCUAUAUCAAGGUUUCCAAUGCACUCACUAAUAAAUAAGGGAAACAGUCAUCAGGAUAUCCUGGAGCUCAUCAACAAGAUGAUGGAGCUGCUGACUAGAGAGGUUCCUAUAAGGUGUCAGGAUGUGGCGGUCUAUUUCUCCAUGGAGGAGUGGGAGUAUGUAGAAGGACACAAGGAUCUGUACCAGGACAUAGUCAUGAUGGAGGAUCACCGGCUCCUCACAUCACAAGAUGGAGUCAUUGAUAUUAAUCCACCCGAGAGGUGUCCCCGUCCUCUGUAUUCCCAGGACUGUCCAGAGGGAAAUGUCCCAGAGAAGCAUCAGAGGGAAGAUCUGAUUGAUAUUAAGAUUGAAGUUAUAGAUGAAGCAGAAGAGGAGACAGAUUUCAUGGCUGAUCAGCAGCUUAUGAGAGAAGUGAAGGAGGAAAUUCCAGGAGGUGUUACUCUAGAAAAGGAAAACUUCAUGUUAUCGCUAUAUUCUAAAGAAGAUGGUGAAGAGAUGACGGAGAACGUUUCAGGAGAAAUGUACAUUAAUGCCCACCCAGGACUUCACAUUACAGAUCUACCAUAUAAUCCCCCUGAUCAUGAGGAACCUUCUCCAGACCACCCAAAAAUUGUCAUAACAAAUGUAGGGCCAAAAGGGGGGAAAAGAGUUCAGUGUGAUGAAUGUGGAAAAGAGUUUUCACAAAACUCAGAUCUUAAUGCACACAGAAGAAUUCACACAGGAGAGAAGCCAUAUUCGUGUUUACUAUGUGAAAAACAUUUUAGGCAUGUCUCCGCUCUUUAUAAACACAGAAGAAUUCACACAGGAGAGAAGCCGUAUUCAUGUUCAGAAUGUGGGAAAUGCUUUACCCGUAAAUCAGGCCUUAAUCAACAUGAAAGAAGACACACAGGGGAGAAGCUGUAUUCCUGUUCAGAAUGUGGGAAAUAUUUUACAGAUAAAUCAAAUCUUGUUACACAUCAGAGAAUUCACACAGGAGAAAAACCGUAUUCAUGUUCAGAAUGUGGGAAAUGUUUUACAACUAAAUCGCAUCUUAUUUUACAUGAGCGAAGUCACACAGGCGAAAGGCCAUAUUCAUGUUCAGAAUGUGGGAAAUGUUUCAUUACUAACACUGAACUUAGGUAUCAUCAGAGAAUCCACACAGGAGAGACCCGGUAUCCAUGUUCUAAAUGUGGCAUUUUUUUAAAAAAUAAAUCAAGUCUUGUUAUACAUGAGAGAAUUCAUGCAGGCAGGAAGGUGCACACAUGUUCACUAUGUGGGAAAGCUUUUCCCAAAAAAUAUUAUCUUACCAGACAUGAGAGAAGGCACAUAGAGAAACCGUAUUUAUGGCCAGGAAGUGGGGAAGGUCGUGUUCCUGAAGGCAUUCUUACUGAUCAGAGAAUUCACACAGGAGAGACGCCGACCUGAUGUGCCGUGUGUGAAGAAUGUUGUACAAGAAAACCAUCAGAAAAGAGAAAAAAACUGAUUCAUGUUUGGGAUGUGGGAAAUGUUAUAAGACUAAAACAGAUUUGUUUAUAUCUCAUUGGGUUCUUCACCGACAAUAAAUAAAAUUACCACAAGGAGAUUUUUAUUCAAAGAUUAAUUCUUACUUUCUUUUUUCCUUCCAACAUUAAGCGCAUAGACGUAACUUGUGUAGACGUUACUUGUCUGGGGUAAAGGAAAUAUGUUAAUAAGAGGACCACACAUGGGGUAAAAGUGCAUAAUCACAUGUAAAUGAAGCAAUGUACAGUGGAUAUACUCAUAUGAUGAUAUAUUG
Hyla sarda is the source of this 1916-nucleotide messenger RNA. RefSeq names its product zinc finger protein OZF-like. Gene Ontology annotation, molecular function: DNA-binding transcription factor activity; RNA polymerase II cis-regulatory region sequence-specific DNA binding. Lineage: Eukaryota; Metazoa; Chordata; Amphibia; Anura; Hylidae. The coding region runs from base 26 to 1567 and encodes 513 amino acids. The transcript is spliced from 6 exons. Gene Ontology annotation, biological process: regulation of transcription by RNA polymerase II. The record is from RefSeq and is a predicted model, not a curated record.